Vicia villosa (hairy vetch) is the source of this 1761-nucleotide messenger RNA. RefSeq names its product UDP-glycosyltransferase 1-like. The record is from RefSeq and is a predicted model, not a curated record. Gene Ontology annotation, molecular function: UDP-glycosyltransferase activity. NCBI's taxonomy places the organism in Eukaryota, Viridiplantae, Streptophyta, Magnoliopsida, Fabales, Fabaceae. The coding region runs from base 80 to 1570 and encodes 496 amino acids. The transcript has a single exon.
UGAUAUCUAUAUAAUUGAAGCACAAUUCAAUUCAAGUCUAACUUCAAAACACACACCCUACUCACUCAUUUUCUAAACCAUGGUUUUGGAAGAAAACAUGAAUGUUCCUCACUUUGUAUUAUUUCCCUUCAUAGCACAAGGACACAUCAUUCCAAUGAUUGACAUUGCUAAACUGUUAGCACAACAUGGUGCCAUUGUUACCAUUUUCACUACACCUAAAAAUGCAUCACGUUUUUCUUCUGUUCUUUCUCGUGCUGUUUCUUCUGGUCUUCAAAUCAAUCUUGUUACACUCAAUUUUCCAUCAAAACAAGCUGGAUUACCAGACGGUUGCGAGAAUUUGGACAUGGUUGACAUUUCGAAAGACAUGCUGUACAAUCUAUUCCAUGCAGUUUCCUUGCUCCACAAACCAGCUGAGGAAGUUUUUGAUAAAUUGUCACCAAAACCAAAUUGCAUUAUCUCUGAUUUUUGCAUUCCUUGGACUUCUCAAGUAGCUGAAAAACAUCAAAUCCCAAAGAUUUCAUUCCAUGGCUUCUCUUGCUUCUGUCUCCAUUGCACUGUCAAGGUACACUCUUCAAAGAUUCUUAAAAGCUUAAAUUCUGAUUCUGAGUAUUUCACUGUUCCUGGCAUACCUGACAAAAUUCAAGUCACCAAAGAGCAAAUACCAGUAGCUAUUGAGGAAGAACAACACCUUAAUGAGUUUGUUAAAAAAAUGAAUGAAGCUGAAAUGAAAUCAUAUGGGGAAAUCAUAAACACUUUUGAAGAACUAGAGAAAGAAUACGUUAAUGGUUAUAAAAAGGAAAGAAAUGAUAAGGUUUGGUGUGUUGGUCCUGUUUCACUAUGCAACAAAGAGGGUUUGGAUAAGGCUGAAAGAGGUAACAUAGCUUCAAUAAGUGAAGAUAAUUGUUUAAAGUUUCUAGAUUUGCAUAAACCAAAAUCUGUUGUUUAUGUUUGUCUUGGAAGUUUAUGCAACUUAGCUUCUUCACAACUUAUUGAAUUGGCUUUGGGAUUGGAAGAAACAUCAAUACCAUUUAUUUGGGUUAUUAGGGAUGGAAUUAAUAAAACUGAUGAGUUAGAAAAGUGGAUUAGAGAUGAGAAGUUUGAGGAAAGGAACAAAGGGAGAGGCCUCAUAAUUAGAGGGUGGGCCCCACAAGUGGUGAUAUUAUCUCAUCCUUCAAUUGGUGGAUUCUUAACACAUUGUGGUUGGAAUUCAAUACUUGAAGGGAUAAGUUUUGGUGUUCCAAUGGUAACUUGGCCAUUAUUUGGUGACCAAUUUUUGAAUGAGAAGCUUGUUAAUCAAGUUUUGAAGAUUGGAGUGAGUCUUGGUGUUAAGGUUGUAAUGCAGUUUGGUGAGGAAGAGAAGAUAGGGGUUGUGGUGAAGAAGGAAGAUAUCAAGGAGGCAAUAUGUAGGGUAAUGAAUGAGGGAGAUCAAGAGAGUAAAGUGAGAAGAGAAAGGGUAAGUGAAUUAAGUGAGAUUGCUAAGAAAGCUGUUGAAAAAGGUGGAUCUUCUUAUAUUAAUAUGGCUUUGCUUAUUCAAGAUAUCACACAGCUACAAUCAAAACAGCAAAGUUGAGACAUGCAAUUUAUAACAUUUGUUCUUUUGAUGUCAUCAUUUGUUUUCAAUUUCUGUCAUUGCAUAUUCUAAAACAAGGUGUUCCUUAUAUGUAUGUUUUUUUUUUACCAUGAAACUGCAAAUGAAAAUAUUAAACUUUCUUUACCAACAUUUGAUGGGAAAAAUGAAGAUCAAUAUAGCAGCUCACAACU